AUGUCUUCCAACGUGACAGAGAAUAUAGCACAAACACUAUCUUCCAACGUGACAGAGAAUAUAUCACAAACAAUGUCUUCCAACGUGACAGAGAAUACAGCACAAACAAUGUCUUCCAAAGUGGCAGAGAAUAUAACACAAACACUAUCUUCCAACGUGACAGAGAAUACAGCACAAACAAUGUCUUCCAACGUGGCAGAGAAUACAGCACAAACAAUGUCUUCCAACGUGGCAGAGAAUAUAGCACAAACAAUAUCUUCCAACGUGACAGAGAAUAUAACACAAACACUAUCUUCCAACGUGACAGAGAAUACAGCACAAACAAUGUCUUCCAACGUGACAGAGAAUAUAGCACAAACAAUGUCUUCCAACGUGUUAGAGAAUAUAACACAAACACUAUCUUCCAACGUGACAGAGAAUACAGCACAAACAAUGUCUUCCAACGUGACAGAGAAUACAGCACAAACAAUGUCUUCCAACGUGACAGAGAAUAUAGCACAAACAAUGUCUUCCAACGUGACAGAGAAUACAGCACAAACAAUGUCUUCCAACGUGUCAGACAAUACAGCACAAACAAUGUCUUCCAACUUGACAGAGAAUACAGCACAAACAAUGUCUUCCAACGUGACAGAGAAUACAGCACAAACAAUGUCUUCCAACGUGACAGAGAAUACAGCACAAACAAUGUCUUCUAACGUGACAGAGAAUACAGGACAAACAAUGUCUUCAAACUUGACAGAGAAUAUAGUACAAACAAUGUCUUCCAACGUGAUAGAGAAUAUAAACAAUGUCUUCCAACUUGACAGAGAAUAUAGUACAAACAAUGUCUUCCAACGUGAUAGAGAAUAUAGCACAAACAAUGUCUUUCACAUGACAAGAACACAGCACAAACAAUGUCUUCCGAUGUGA
Messenger RNA from Mercenaria mercenaria, 909 nucleotides. RefSeq names its product ring-infected erythrocyte surface antigen-like. The record is from RefSeq and is a predicted model, not a curated record. Bases 1 to 909 code for a protein of 302 amino acids. The transcript has a single exon. Lineage: Eukaryota; Metazoa; Mollusca; Bivalvia; Venerida; Veneridae.